AUGAAGGCCGCAGCCAUCCUCGUCGCGACCUCGCUCGCCGUCGCCAACGCGACCAUCUCGGUGCCCGGCAUCAACUACAACCCGCGCGUUGGGCCCAACUGGGGCCCCGACGCCACCAACUGCAAGUCGUCCGCCCAAAUCGACAAGGAUUUUGCGAUUUUGGCCAAGAUCACCAAGGGCGUGCGCAUCUACUCGCUCACCGACUGCAACACGGCGGAGCUUGUCAUUACCGCGGCCAAGAAGGCGGGUCUCACGGUCUGGCUCGGGCUCUGGGUCGGCCCCGAGCCGACGAUCUUUGCCGCCGAGAAGGCCAAGCUAUCGUCGCUUAUCUCGAGCGGUCUUGUUGACAGCACCGUCGUUGGUGUCCACGUCGGGUCGGAGGCUGUGUACCGCAAGGACGUGACGCCCGAGAAGGCGAUCUCCAACUUUAAGGAAAUCAAGGCGGUUCUUACGACAGCCAAAAUCAACUUGCCGGUGACGAUUGCCGACAUUGGCGAUACGUGGAUUGCGAAUCCGUCCAUGGUCGAAGCGGUGGACGUGGUGUCGGCCAACCAGUUUCCGUUUUGGGAAAACAAGAACGCCAACGACGCGGCGGCGUGGUUUUACAUGCGCAUGGAGCCCCUGAUCGCGUCGGCGACCAAGUACAAGAAGAAGAUUCUCAUCUCCGAGACGGGCUGGGCCACCGGUGGGUCAGCGGUCAACACGGGCCCGACGACGCCGGCGCAAGCCGCG
Messenger RNA from Saprolegnia parasitica CBS 223.65, 732 nucleotides. RefSeq lists its product as hypothetical. The transcript has 3 exons. NCBI's taxonomy places the organism in Eukaryota, Oomycota, Saprolegniomycetes, Saprolegniales, Saprolegniaceae. The record is from RefSeq and is a predicted model, not a curated record. The annotation marks the transcript as partial.